This is a messenger RNA of Spirometra erinaceieuropaei, 3876 nucleotides long. Lineage: Eukaryota; Metazoa; Platyhelminthes; Cestoda; Diphyllobothriidea; Diphyllobothriidae. The record is from the annotation of a GenBank genome assembly.
CCAUCCAAUUAUAAGCCAAUUAUGAGUAUCAGGACGAUAUUACUUCCGCAAGAUGUACCUGAUUCUUUUUGCACCACGGCGAGUUUACCGACUAGUUGGAAAGGCGUUAUGCCAAUGCCAGCAGAAGAACUGAUUGGGAAACUUCAGGAUCGAGCACUGGGUGACGUUAAUAACCUGCUGGAUGAUCCUAGGCAGGAAACACGGCGAAUUGAAACAGGGUUGUGAUAGUUCCCAGACAAACGAGGCUUCUGUCUAGUAACUAUAGCGCUUCCUUCAUUCACAUAUGUUCGCCUUGGACAAGCAGGUAAUCUUCAGCAAAAAAAGUUGUAACAAUAAAAGUCAUCUGUUUCAAGGGGUAUUGGACUUCUAUUAACUGUAAUUUGAUAAGAAGUCGAACUUUUCAGAUCACUUGAUUUUAGUCAGAAAUCUACCACCCAUGGACUCUGACAUACAAACACAAUCCUUCCAUUGUUUUGUUUCAUUUCCGCUUUAUCUUCGCAAAGCGAUCCUGUUUACUAUUCAUUCAAUCUGAUGAUGUAUUCUGACCUCAAUGACUGCAGUUCAUGAAAAGGUAGGCAGUCAGUGACCAAACCCAUAAAAUUUUGACUGAAACUCUGACAUGUGUUCUCUACUAGGCGCGACUGCCUUAGUGGGUUUUUAAUACCGAUUGUUGGGAAGAAUGAACCCAAGUUCUUUCAGUCACGUAAGGACGUCGGCUUUUGAAUACGUUUUUAUCGUCUGCAACAACCCCACUCGGUAAGAUGUGGCUGCGUAAGUAGUAUGGGGUUUUCAGUUGUUUUUUGAUGUCCACACAAAUUUGAAUAUAUUCCACAAAAAGCAUGCUCAACAAUAUCCUUCUCUGUGUCCGUUUGCUUUCAAAGAACAUCUUAAAAUUCCGUAAUCGAAAAGGACUGCGAAAUGUCCGUUCACAUUUCAUCAUACCUGUGCGUUUAUUAAUUCUGCUUAUGAAGAAUACAGUGUGCUCCAUAUGUCUAUAUGGCAUCUUAAUAGUGGCAUGUAGGAUUGUAUGAUUUUCUAUACAUGGAAUGUAUAGAACUUGUAGACUGUAAACCUUAAACCCAAAUGCAAAGGCAGACCAGGCUCCUAUUAAUUCGGGAAUAGGAAGAAAACUUUCUUAAGUCUAAAUAUACCCUCUCAUCGGGGAUCAACUUUGAAGAAGACAUAAUUUGUUACCAAACGAAUAUAAUAAAGAAUAUUUUUGCGUAUUUUUUCCUUGAAAUAUACGCAAAUUUAUGAGGACAUCGAAAGUCGAUGGAAAAAAAUGCAUGCUACUUAAAUAGUCAGUUUUUACCCAACGCGGUUUUUGCGGACGGCGAAGACAAGUGUACUCAAAAGUCGAAAUUUCGGUGUGACCGAAAUAUCUUGGGGAUUACGCAACACCAUAAUCAAUGUACUCUCUUGGUGGGCUGGAAGUGAUGAAUAAGGAUUUCUCCCUUCUUUUUAGGCCACGUCGAUGACGCACAAGUUGUUUCGAAACCACGUCGAGAAUGCGCUUAACAAUGGACUUGUCCUUUUUGUGGAGGGCAUCGCAGAGGAGUUCGAUCCCGGUUUGGAUAAUGUUCUUUCUCAAAGCUUCAGCAGAGUGGGCAACACUAUGCAGGUAAUUCUUUCGAUUCAUUUCCUACUAACGGUAGCGGGUCCGUGCAAAUUGCUGACACAACUAUAUAUUGGGGCUACAAUUAUCUAAGCGCAGGGGGACUUAAGCUGUAUCCAGUUCACUCUGUCUUCAAAAAUCCUUUGUGUUUUAAUGGCGAUAAAAAUGAAGAUAGAUGAAAAUCAAUUCGCAUUCUGUAACUGAACAGACAGUCGUCCUCGUCACGCAGGUGUAGCGUCCGUUAUUGUCACUCAACGGACAUGAACCAACUUCCUCUAACGCCAAUAUUCUAUUCUCAAAAUUCACUAUACGUCAAAAUUCCGAAGCAGCCGCGAAGUCUAACCCUAAGUUGCGAGAACAGGGUCAAUUGGAUAAUUGAUGACCCUCUGAUUGUUGAUUCCAUGAGUUCAUAAUACCUCCACUGGACGACAGUGAGGGAUAGUCACUCAGGAUCGCCUCAAAAUCUUCCAUUACCCAUCAUUUUCACUGUGGCUUGGCAAGGCCAUGCUGAAUACAGAGCAGCAAACCGAUGGCCGUUCCGGUUGGCGAGCGGAGUAUCUAAUAGUCCGGUAAAUUUGUGUGAUCCGGCUGGAUUGCGAGGUAAAGAGCUGUCACGCCAUGGUACACGUAGACGUGGAGUUUAUUUCUAGCGUGUCAACCAGCGCUUCCAAGCUUACGCUCAGUCGUAUUUAUCUCAUCUUGCCACUGAGUCAUAAUGGACUUAUUGGGAGAGAGUACGCUUAACUCUAAACAAGUCUUUCUCACAGCAAUCCAUUUUGUACUCGAGUUUUCUUUACCACGCACUUACACUAACCUCAAGCAUCACCCAAUCUUCCAUACGUUGUGGAUGCGGACUUUGUGGAGAAGGAGGGGUUAAAUGUUGGAUUCAUUGACCACUUGAGUCUGAAAUUCGUUCGGGCCCAGAAUGCUUGACACCGUUUAUGUCCAAUGCUAGUAUGGCACCUACCCUGGAAUCCGGGGUCCGUGUGAAAGCAUGCAACUUGGUGGAGACAUGAAUAAACCUGAAGCUGCUGUUUUCUCAGUAUUUACGACAUUUACUGGCUAUACCGGAAAUAUAUAUUAUGAACAGUAGAAGCGCGCUCACCGGCCUGACAACGGGAUGUGCUCGUCCCCCUGUGCCUUGACACUCAACCUGGAGCUACCGCAGACAUUGGCGUAAGGACUAGUAAAAGGGGAAGGGGGGGGGGAGAGAGCACUGAAAAAGACAGGAGAGACCGAGGUUGCCAUUUCUGGCUUGUUAGAUGCUGUCAGUCGGCUCUUCAACUGUAGUUAAUGUGGCAACGGCAUAGAGAAAGACCCCACAUAACUGUUAGUAGACUGUGGAUCGUGCCAUACGUGAUUUAUGGUAAAAGGAGUUUCAUGGGGGGCAGCUCGCUAGACAGGAAGCUAACAAAAUGAGAGAAAUUGCCUGGAUUUAUGCCGAAAGUCUUAUCCUACGCCAUUGUACGACAACGGAAACGAGAGUAGUAAAUAAAUAAUAAACGAAAAGUAACUUUCACAACAUAACGGAUUUUGAGUUAAGGUGUGUAAUUUCCGCGGCAGCCUGCAAAUGUAUGCUAAAAUAAAACCACAUAUGACACGAUCCACAGUCCACUGACAGUUAAGUGGGGUCCUUAUCUAUACCGUUGCCGUUAAUAUUCUCGAUCGUAACCUACAGGACAGCGAGCCCAUGGAACGUUGGACUCAUUAAUCCCCGAUAACGAAAGAACACGGGUUCGAGCCUCCAAGUCCCCAAACCUGGGGUUGUGUAAAUCCGGCUGAGGACGGCUGAUAACCCGCAACUGGCCAUCCCGGUUUCCCUUGUAUUUGUCGGUACCGCUUUGUGUACCUCUAUUGGUCACUAUUUCAUUGCUUCGAGGGCUCCAGACUGAACAGCAAGGCCUAACGGACGAGGACGUCUCGUAACCCGACCGGUGAUGGACUCUCACAACACAUUAAUGUAUCGGAAUGCUACUUAUAUUUAUGAAGAUUUCUGAUGUGAAUAAAUGAAUAAUACUUCCUUCCUAUAAUAGGUAAACAUUUGGGACUUCGAAACCACGGUAGAUCCCGAGUUCCAACUCUUCAUUUCAACACAACUCUCAAAUCCAGUCUACAGUCCGGAACUGCUGGCCAGUGCUGCGCUGAUUGACUUCAACGUCACUGUGAAGGGUCUUGAGGACCAACUUUUGGCGCGAGUCAUUACACUGGAACGCGAGGUGGGUGUGCAAUGGAAUGCGACAGAAGAAGCAACCAUUGAGUAA